UGAAUUCUACGAAGCGAUUUCUUGGAAUGAAGGAGAUUUCUGGAGGCGUCUGAAGGAAGAGAUAAAAAAGAUCGUUGCUAAACUUGCUCAAGUAAACACCCCGCGUUCUAACGGAACUGGCGAGCGUCUCCUAGCGAACGGACCAGAAUAUUGAAUUUAUGCAUCUUCAACAAAUAAAGACAUGAAUUCUUGCCCACCACCAACGAACAGUAAAAGACUUUCGGAUAUUAGUAUCUUGUCUGCUGCUCCGGAAAUGCAAAAAUGCAUUGAGAGAGAAAAAUACAGACAAAAGCACGACAGUAUCCAAGACCGUUUCGGUGACAGGUGGAACUCCAAGCUCGAAAGAGACACGUCGGACGGACUUGUUGCCUGUAACUUCCCUAUUACCAAAUGCUGCGCCAUUUCUGAUUCUGCAUCUUCAGCUUUAUCCGACGAUGUUCCAUUUGUCUUUAAGAAUACAAAGAUUUCGUUUAAAGGCGCUGAAGAACGAAGUUUGGCAUUCCUUCAGAAUCUUUCACUAAAUCGUUCCCACGAAUCGUCUGACGAGGAAUGUGCUUUAUCAAAAACUGGUAACAUCGUGAAAAAUGCACCGUUGACGAAUGGUACCAAGACAGAAGAGCAUUUAUUAAGAUCCAUUAAGGCUCCUUCUAAUAUUCAGAACCGAGGCAGAAACGCAAAAGACAAAAUAUCUAUUGCGGGCAAUAUCAACUACAGCGCUCUGAAAAAAAGUAGCAAGGCUAAUUACAAGUCUAAAUCAUUGCCGUUGGAUGAUGACUUAUUGGUGUCUGACGAAGAUGGCUUCUCUGAACAUUUGGUUGUUGUAAAGAAAGAUGACAAUUGGGGCUCUACAAGCGACUUGAAUGAUGAAGCUCAAUAUUUUCCUCUGAGGGAAAAAUCGAACAAACUGAAAGACAAUGCGAUUAAUACAGAUUUGGAACCUGACUGCAUCAGUCUGAGACACCAGAUUGAAAACAUUGAGGCCAAUAUGACUAUCGAGGCCAUCAAACAAGGAGAAGGAGCGUUGUUAGAACGAUGUGAGGAACUCCGCGAACAGUUGGUCAAAGAACGCGCCCUUACCUGUAAGCUGAUUACCCAGAAAACCAUUGCUGAACAACGUACUAAA
This is a messenger RNA of Octopus sinensis (East Asian common octopus), 1123 nucleotides long. RefSeq lists its product as uncharacterized. The annotation marks the transcript as partial. Lineage: Eukaryota; Metazoa; Mollusca; Cephalopoda; Octopoda; Octopodidae. The record is from RefSeq and is a predicted model, not a curated record. The transcript has 3 exons.